Messenger RNA from Episyrphus balteatus (marmalade hoverfly), 3160 nucleotides. It is a transcript of the gene lama, whose product is annotated as putative phospholipase B-like lamina ancestor. Gene Ontology annotation, molecular function: glycerophospholipase activity. Bases 1113 to 2948 code for a protein of 611 amino acids. NCBI's taxonomy places the organism in Eukaryota, Metazoa, Arthropoda, Insecta, Diptera, Syrphidae. The transcript has 5 exons. Gene Ontology annotation, cellular component: extracellular region. Gene Ontology annotation, biological process: phospholipid catabolic process. The record is from RefSeq and is a predicted model, not a curated record.
CAGUUUGAGUUUUGUCGUCGAUCGUUGAUCGUCUAAAAAUAAAAUCCACGCAUUGUGUUCGCGCAGACAAAAAAGUUGAAAGUUAUUUUUCCUUAUUUUUCUUCAUUUUUAAUAUAAAAAUCGUGCAAUAAAAAACAGUGAAUUGGUUUUAAGUUAAACAAGUCCAAGUUUAAAAAAAAAACAACUCAAUUUUGAUUGUUUCCAAUGUAGCCUAAUCGAGUUUAAACACACAAACAAAUUUUAAGUUGUUUCGUGUUAAAAUAAAAUUUUAUUUCAUACUUUUUAUGUGAAAAAUUCCUGAGUUUUUUUUAUAUAAAAAACUAUAAAUUUCUUCUUCAUUAACAAAAAAUACAAAAAAAAAGCUAAAAAUAUUAUUUGUUUUGUGGUGAAAACAGGUCACGAGUUUUGAGUUAAUUUCCGAAUUUCAAUGGGGUGACUUGUGCAACUAUCUUUCCUGAGCCCGGGAUCAAAAGGGAAAUCUUGACAGAUAACCAACUUUACAGAGGAAAAAACACUAAGGAACAGUUUCAACUACCAAAAAGAAAUAAAAGGCAUCAUAUUUUUUGAAUCUCUAUCUAUCAUCAUCUGGCAAAAAUCUUCACAUAAAUUAAAGUCACAUUUCUUUAUCAAACUUUGAUAAAAAACACAUCUUUCCACAAAAUUUAUUUUUUGAAACUAUCACCAAACCACAAAAAAGGAUCUGUCAUUAAAGAUAUUUCAUUUAAAUAAUACGGGCUUUAGGAUUAAUCCUUUAACCUGAUCACACUCAAUUAACAAAUUAAACCCUCCUCCGAUGACCAACAAGGUCGUUUUGCCAAACAACUUGGCAUUGGUAACACCAACGGUCAGAGCUGAUAUCAACGUUAUCUACCCACAAUUUGCAUUGGCAGCAACAUCCUGCCUUCAGCUUAAACAAGGACACUCAUACGCCGUCCGAGCUGAUUUAAAUUACCCGUGAAGUGGUAUAAGCCCUAGUUAACAAAAACAAAAAUAAUUCAGUAGAAGAUCAUCCAGUAUAAACGAUUUGUUAAAAAAAAGAGGCUUUGCAAGAAAAGCCCUCCGCCACCUUUAGUCCUUUGGUUAUCAUCUUUUUAUUUAAAACGGCUGAGACAAUGUUAAAAGUAGUCGGUGCAUCGUGGCAGAAAACACGGAUAGGGACUUACAUCCUUAUCGGUGCUGGUCUCUUAGUUAUUGCUGCUUUUUUCGUUGCCGAAAUGGAUCGUCCUGAAUAUGAUGGUACUUAUUGUGCGACAGCAUUGUGGACGGAAAAGGUUGGCUUCCAAAUCGAAUACUGGAAGCAGCAAAAUGAUCUCGUUAACAUUCCAAAAGGUGCCGCAAGGAUAUGCUAUAAGGAUUCGAUUUAUCAAAAUGGAUGGGCACAGCUUGAAAUCGAGACCCAACGUUCAUAUCCUGAUUGGGUGCAGGCCUAUGGUGCUGGGAUCCUUGAAGGAUCCUUAACGUGGAAUAAUAUCUACAAUCAAUGGUUAAAUACCAUUGGUUCAGCUUGUGAUAAGGAUGAAAAUGCUCAGAACUUUUGUACCUGGCUCAGAGAUACACUCUCUGCAAACUAUUUGGCUACUAAAAAACGAGCUUUAGCUCGGGCAGAUCAUGAUCAGUAUUGGCAUCAAAUUGCUCUUUAUUUCUAUCAACUCGAAGGUCUCGAGACCGGUUAUAUUCGUGGAGCGACUCGAGCUCGUUCCGAUUUGGAAGAAGAAAUUCCGUUUGUAGAUUUUCUUCUAAUGAAUUCCGCCGCUGAUAUUCAAGAUUUGAAGAUUUACUAUGAAAACUAUGUUUUAAAAGAAAGCAGUGGAAGUCAAUCGGAGAAGAAUUUCUUCCUUCCAAGUGCAACAAUGUUUACGAAAAUCUUCCAAACUGAAGCAUCUUCUGGAUGGCAACUUCUUUUCGGUCACAGUUCAGCAGGAAGUUACUCAUCGAUGUUGAGAAUACAGAAAAGAUAUAAAUUCCGUUAUCACUUUUCUCCAGAUCAACGCUCGAAUUCGGUUCCAGGAGUGGAUAUAAGUUUUACUGGUUAUCCGGGAAUUUUAGGUUCCACAGAUGAUUUUUAUAUCGUUAAGGGACGUCAAGUGCAAUCUAUAGUCGCUGGAGUGACAAUGAGGAAUGAGAAUCUUGAGUUGUGGAAGAAUAUUGAUGUGGCUGAUGCAAUUCCACUGACAGCUCGGGUUAUGGCGGCUAAUCGAAUAGCUCAGAGUCGUCGAUCUUGGGCGAAGGCAAUGUCACGUCAUCCUUUUACAGGAAACAAGCAGUGGGUUUCAGUGGAUCUGAAUAAACUGAACGGUCUUGAUGGUUCUCAACAUUCCGUCGAUGAGGAGAGUGUGCCUGAAGUCUCAGCAAAUGGUCUUGUUUGGAUUGUGGAACAACUUCCGGGACGCUUGCAUGUGGAAGAUGUCAGUAAUAACUUCCUGAGUGGCAACACUACUUGGGUCGCCAAUGGAGUUCCGUAUUUUGAUGAAAUUCUCGAAGCUAGUCGAGUGCCUGCCGAAAACUUUAGCAUGGAUUUGCCAGAGGGUGAUGAUCUAACAACCCUUGAGUCGGUAGAUAAAUACCUUCGAUUGAAUGGAUUCCGUGGAGAUCUUUUGGGUGAUGAGUCGGUACCCUAUGGCAAUAUUGACAUCAAGCUAUUUGCUUUCAACUCAGAAAUUGGAGUGAGUGAUUACCAUGCAUUUGCUGGACCGAUUUUUAUGAGAUUCCAUCACAAUCAGGAUGAUGCUUUAACAUCAGAGUCGCAUGUUGUUGUUGAUUUGACAACUGAGCUGGAAGUCAUCACUGAUAGACGGCCAGUGAGGAACGAUAUGCGGGCGAUAGCAAUGAGGCAAGGUAGUGGACCGUUUAAAUGGUCAACAGUUGCAGAGCGUAUUCCAGGAGUUGAGCAUGAAGGACAUCCGGAUGUUUGGGAUUUUGAUCAUGUGUCACCAAAGUGGGCGUGGUAGAAACAGAGAGAAUGAAUGAAAAUUUGAAAAAAAAUUAGAAUGAAUGCGUUCAGUGUGCGUACUUAGAAAAAUUUUGUAUAGAAAAACCGUUGUAAAACUGAUGUCGUAUAGUAUUUUUUUUUUUUUUUUGUAAUUUCGAAAACUAAAAGAAUAUUGUUGUAAUUUUGAAUUUUUGUUUGCAUUUGUUUAUAUAAAUAGCUUUUUUUUUGUUG